This is a messenger RNA of Symbiodinium sp. CCMP2592, 10032 nucleotides long. NCBI's taxonomy places the organism in Eukaryota, Dinophyceae, Suessiales, Symbiodiniaceae. The record is from the annotation of a GenBank genome assembly.
AUGUUCGCAGCGAGGUCUGAUGAAAUUCGGCGCAAGCUGGGUUUAAGCCCGAAGGGCAGUCCUGUUCCAGCGCAAGCUUCCGGCAGGCCGCAAGAUUCACCAUUUCAGAUGGAAGCUGGUGGCAUGUCGGAAGACUCGGCUCCUUCCCGCAGAGUGUCGACCAACACGCUGAGCGAACCUCGGGCUGCUGGUAGCCCGAAGGUGAGCCCGCGUCCGGCGGUGGCGUCCGGCAGCAGGUUGCAAGAACCAGUCUCUCAGCAUGAACCGGUGGGCAGGUUCGAAGAGCCACUCGCUUCUCAAACGACUUCUGCCGGAAUGUUGGCCGAGAAGUCUUUCGUGGCUCAUGGAGCGUGGAACGGAGAGUCGCGCGCGACCACUGCAAGCUCGGCUGGGGUGCCAGGCGAGUCCAGAGCAACGACUGCGGGCUCCGCCAACCUACAUCAGCUUGGGGAUCCUUUUCCUGCAAAGGGUACCAUGUUGCCGGCGCUGACAGUUGAAACCCGCGGGCCUACAUCGCUAAGCACGCUUGAGGAACAGACAGCUCCGAAACUCGCUGGCUUGACGGCUGGAGAACCGCGGAUGCCUUCAAGCGGUUCUGGCAGCCAGCAGGGUCCACAGCUGUCCACAGUAUCAGAAUCGGAUGGUCGAUCCACGUGGAGCUUCGUAUGGGUGCGAGUCUCAAGCACUGGCGCGAGUAUGAAUACGAGUACGAAGAGGAAACAGUGUCUGACAGCGCCGAGAGCGACCGCGCCAAAAAGGCAGCAGAAUCUAAGAAGGAAGCACGCGACCGAGAUCGUGAUCGAGACAAGAAGAGGUCAAGAGAUCGAGACAACGACAACGGUAGGUCAAGAGAUCGAGAUAGAGACAAUGGCAAAAGCCGCGGCAGAAGCCGGGGGAUUCUUGUCCAAAGUUGAUGUUUCCGCUGAGGAUUGGUUGCAGGAAGUGUUCCGGCGGUCAAGGUCUCGUAGCGCUUCCAAAGAUGAGAACCGAGUCCCAUCUCCAACGUAUUCCACGGAGGACUUGUGGCGCAGACUCCAGCACCUCGGUACCUGGAAAGGAUUAGGCAAGAAGGAGAAGAUGAGGGGCAAACUUAGCGGGGCGGAGAAAGAUGAUCUUAGAUCCUUGGAGAAGAAGCUGGAGAAGCGGCUCAACACUGGCUACCGCACCUCCAGUAUUCGCACCGCAUUGAUGAUUCUCGAAAUGGGUUUCGAGGUCAAGGAGGAACAGAUGGGCAGACUGCUGGCGCAGUGCAUGCAGCGGCCCGGAAUAGUGCAGAUAUGUAUGACAAUCAAACUGGUCCAGAUUGUCCCGACUGCGUUUAUCCCGGUCGAGCAUUUCCUGCGUGGUUUGGGUGUCCUUGUGCAGCGGAACUUCCCCGUGCAGAUUCUGAGAAUGUGGCUCAACAUGGGCUGCCCCAGGGAUCAGCGGUCUCUGCGUGCACUUCCGUAUGACUAUGACGACGACGAGAAAAGGAUGGUGGCACAGGAUCUCGAAGAUGCCCUUGGUGUCAUCACCGAUGACGAGGAAGACCGUCGAGGGGCCGAUCGGCGCGUGAUUCUCGUCCAGGAGUGCAAAGCUCGACCAGAGCUGAACGGCAAGUACGAGCGGUCAUCAGAUCUGAUGGCACACGGCCGGCCUGUUUUCGAGAAGAAGGCGGAGGUGCGUAACCGAAAAGGCAAGGGCAAAGGCAAAGGAAAGCAUGAUGCGAACGAGAUGAAGCGAUUGCUCAUGCCGCACAUGUUGGAUGAUGAUGACAUCACCAUUGAAGUCAUGGUGAUCCAUUACAAGAAGGACAGGAAUGGCAUCAACACUGGUUGGUGGAUUAGCAAAAACACUUGCACAGGCCCUGGUCUUGCCUGGAACGGACGAGACACCAAAGGUCCACCCACAGGUGGUUGGUUUGUCAUCCGUGACCGUCAGAAGCUGCCAGAUCCAGUGAACAUCAUUGAUCCGAAGCAAGCUAACGACGAGAAUUAUCUCAAAAAGAAGAAGAACGAGGCCGCUCGAGCAUUGGAGCAGUUAGAUGGCAACAAGCUGAAGGGGCGACUUCAAGUGAAAGAUAAGAACGUCAUGGCAUCAGAGUACUUUGGUCAUUUUUGCAUGCUGAUGCAUCUGGAGCACAUGGAAGAGCUUCGGCAAAUCAGGCGGCGCACCGAAACCAUGGCGGAUGGGGAGCUACAGCGACUGGGCUGGUGCUUGGAUGGUCUUCCUUGCAUUGGGAUCUUCGGCAGACGCGAUCCGAAGAAGACCACGAUCAUCGGCUGGGAAGAUCCGGGGAGCGAGAUGGGUACACUCCAGCUUCCACCAAACACGCAGUUCGACCGCUUGAAGUUCAAGAGAGGUGAUUCCGUGAUCAUCAGCGAAUCAAGGCAGCAGGUCCGAGUGAAGGGCGAGGCCUUGGAGAAGCUGGGCGAGGGCUUUAUCGCCGACAUUCAGUUGCCUCGUGGCCGCGACGGCGAGAGCAAGAUGAUCGUUCGUCUUCGUGGAUGUUGGCCGGAUGAUGCCAUGGCGCGGCGAUGGCGAAUCGACAAGGGGGCUAACAGCACACUCUACGAGCGGCAGCUCCAGGCAAUGCUCAAUCUGGUGAACAAGGACCGAUCACGCGUGCCAGAGCUCCUGAUCUCUGCGAAGGUCGGCUUGGCAGACAGCUGGGCCAAACAGUGGAGGAAAGGUCAGGGAGUGACAGAAGAAGACAAGGAGCUCGCUGCAAAGGCAGCGGAGCAAGCAGAAAAAGAUGUCCUCAGAGAAAAGGAGGCAGCAAAGCUUGCUAGGCUGAAUCCUGGCGGAUGCGAGUCCGACAAGCUGGACAAGGCACUGAAGGAAGUACGGACCCUUUCUCAUCUCAACCAGUCGCAGCGGGAUGCAGUGCGCUCAGCAUUGCGGACCACCUGUACAGUGAUUCAAGGCCCUCCUGGCACGGGCAAGACGCACGUGUCUGUUCAGAUCAUGAAGAUGUGGUCAAAGACCCUGGACCUGUCACCUCUGCUGGCGACUUCUGACAGCAACCCGGCGGUGGACAACAUCGCCAUCGGACUCCGGAAAGAAGGCGUCCGGGCAGUACGAGUAGGUCGCCCAGACAAAAUCAACCGGAUCCUCGAGGAGAUCACGUUGGAGUGCUUGCUAGACAAAGAGAAGGAGGAAAUGAAGAACAGGCAAUACGAAGCGCGUUUCAAGUCCCGAUCGCGCUCCAAGACCGGGAGUCCGCAGCGGAAGGCCGUCUCGAGAUCCAGGUCCAGGUCCGGUCCACGAAAGGGCAAAGGUAAAGGAAAAGGGAAGGGCAACGUGAAGAACGACUUCGAGCUUCAAAUGCGAAUUCUGCAGGAUGCAGAUGUCAUCUGCACGACCACGAUCUCCUCCGGCGGUGACUUCUUCUCGAAGUUCGCCUUCGCUGGAGUACUCAUCGAUGAGGCGGCGCAGGCUACGGAGCUGGCCGCGAUCGUGCCCCUCAUCCUGCGAGGCUCGCAGCGAUUGGUCCUGGUGGGGGACCAGUGCCAGCUACCUCCGACUGUGCAAUCUAGCGAGGCAGAAGAGAGAGGUCUCUCACUGUCACUGUACUCGCGAAUGGUGGACUCUGGAGGGCUGAUGCCUUUUCUGUUGGACACACAGUUCAGAAGUCACCCGGUCAUCGCCGAGUUCUCGGCUCGAACCUUCUACGCCGGAAAGUUGAAGUCCGGCAUUCGCGCCGAAGACCGAAGACAGAUCCGCGGUCUCCCUUGGCCAAACCACAUGUCGCCCAUCGGCUUCAUCGAGUCCAACGGUGCCGAGGAGGAGGAGGGCGAAUCCAAGUUCAAUCCGACGGAAGCGGAAAUGGUGCAGAGACUGGUUCAGGAUGCCUUCUUCCAGCGCGAACUGGAGAUCACCGAGAUCGGGGUUGUGACCCCCUAUGUUGCACAAGUGCGUCUUCUGAAGCGGAUGUGCAAGCAAGUCAUUCCUGAAGGGAUGGACCCAGACCUCUUGGAGAUUGCUUCUGUGGAUCAGUUCCAGGGUCGAGAGAAGGACUUGAUAAUCUUCUCCGCCGUGCGCUGCAACAGGAUUGGAAACGUGGGUUUCCUAGCCGACUGGCGGCGGCUAAACGUCAUGCUCACGCGAGCACGUCGAGGAAUGGUGGUCGUCGGAAACUCACAUACAUUGAAAGCAGACGAGCACUGGGAGAAGUGGCUCCAGUUCUACGAGAAGGUUGCUUCAGGUCGCGCGCGUUCUCCAAGCCCUUCAAGGAAGAAGCAGGAGGCGCCUCCGAACGAGACGGAGGAGGAGAAGGAAGCGCGACUCAAGAAAGAACGAAUUGAAGCCGCGAGAAAGCUGUCAAUGGCCAUCCGCUUCCCGGGUCUGGCCAUGGCGCAGCAGAAGAAGAAGGAGGAGCAGCGAGAUCGCUCCAGAUCCUGGUCUCCAGAAGGUCCCGUCGUUGUCGGUCAAGCGGACAGCAAGUUCAAGGCCAUGGGCGGCAGGACGAAAGCGCGGAUCAAGACGCCCUCACCCGACCGACCCACGAAAGUUCAGAAGGCUAUUGGCAUAGGGCGCCGCAACAAGGGUGACGAGUUCACCAAGCCCGCGCCAAAUGGAGCUGGCAAAGCGAAGGCCAAGGCCAAAGCCAAAGUGGCCAUAGCAUCGGAUUCGGAAGGUCUGCUGCCAGCGCCAUCCGCUCUGAGCAAAGCUCCUCGCAGGCUUCCCGGGCGCAGACCCCGCAGCUCGACCAGGCACCUCCAUGGAGGCGGCCUGGUCCUUCGGGUACCGCAGGCGCAUCACGUAGCCGUCCUCAAUCACAGGGUUCAGCCAAGCCUGAGCAAUCACAAGAGGCUCCCGGAGCACGCGCCCGAGCACAACGGGCGAGCCUGUGCAAUUGGACGAGUACGGUUCAUGUCAGUGGACCUCGCAACACUUUUGCUUCAGAUUCGGCCUUUUCUGCCUGCCGGAGCUUUUCUGGUUCGAGUGUUAGCAAUGCUCUCUCGGGUGGGGGUCCAGCUGCUUGGGCCGAACCGCUUCGCGAGGUGGCGGAACAGGAUGCGCUUCGGCAAGAAGUCUCGUGACGAAGACCUCGAGGUGGUGCCCGUGAUCGGCAAAGAAUCGGAGCAGGAGGAUCUCCUCGAGAGAGGCGCGCCGGUCGAGACAUGGCAAGACGUGCGCCCGAAGAGCACGGUCCUAGGAGCUGCGCUGAUGCUGGCUGGGAUGUUCUUCCGCGACUCUGCCAUGGGUCGACGAGCGAUUAGCUUGAGUGUGGCAGUGUUCGUCUUGCUGCUGCUCGAAAUUGGUGCCAUCGUGUACUACAGCAGCGUACAAAAGGAAUACAUGACUGCGCUCCAGGAGAAGAAUAUUGAUGCAUUUUACCAUGGACUCUGGAUGGUGGGGGCGGUAAUCAUAUUCAUCAGUCCAAUAAUCGCACUUCAUGAGUACACAUCUGGCAUGCUGAAGAUGACAUGGCGUGCCUCUUUGACCAGGCGUUUCGCUGGAUUGUAUUUGGCAGCUCCUGGCUACUGUGAAGGCAAUCCAUUCUACCGACUGACGCUAACCGGAGAAAUCGACAACCCUGAUCAACGCAUCUGCCAGGACGUGCACGAGUUUGUCGGCAUUGCUGUCCAUUUGGCGCAAGACAUAGUCAGGACGGUCCUGAACAUAACGAGCUUUGCAGCCAUCCUGUACUCCAUUUCCCCUGCAGCCUGCUAUGGGGUCCUGGUCUACUCUAUAGUGGGCACCAUCGUUGCAACGAAGGGCUUUGGACCGUGGUUGGGAUUCUACCAGCUCCAGCGGGUCAAGCAGGAAGCGGGCCUUCGCUAUGACUUGAUUCGUGUGCGGGAGAAUGCCGAGUCUGUGGCUUUCUUUGAGGGUGGCGAGGCAGAGUGGUCCAAGUUUAACACCUUAUUCUCUGGACUGCUUCAGACGGUGUACAAGAGCGUAUUGGUCACUUCUGGCUUCGGCAUGUUCAACCGCUCGUUCCAUUGGGCUACCUUUGCAGUGGCACCUCUCCUUGUUGGUCCUGCCUAUCUGCGGGGUGAGGUGCAGUUUGGAGUCAUCUCCCAGGCCAGUAUGGCCUUCAAUAUCAUUUUGGGAGCAAUGACACUUGUCAUGGACAAGUUGGAGUCUUUGACGGAUGUUGGGGUCCGCGUGCGCCGGCUGGAAGAUCUCGAAUUGUCCCUGAGGAAGUGCCAAAAUGAGAUGCAGAUGUCUCGUGCCGCAGGGCUUGCUGGCGUGCAGUGCAUCGCAAGUGCCGAGCCCGGCCCCAGCGACACAGCCAUGCUCCGCUUCUGCAAAGUGACUCUCCGCACCCCACCUCGUGCAGGCAUCCUGCAGCAAACCCUUUGCCACGAUUUGUCUUUCGAGUUGGUGAGCAACCAAUCCCUGCUCAUUGUCGGCGAGAGUGGCAUCGGCAAGAGCUCUUUGCUCCGUGCCGCAGCUGGCCUGUGGACAGAUGGUCGAGGGACGCUUCAGCUCUGUAAGCGACAGCAUGUCUUCUUCAUGCCGCAGAAGCCCUACAUGUUCCUGGGGUCACUGAGGGACCAGCUGUUAUACCCUCAUGUGGAGGAAAGCUUCAUUAGCAACUCUGACUUGGAGAAAGCUCUCCGGCAAGUCAACCUUGGUCACUUGCUGGAGCAGCACAGCCUCUCAGAGUCAAAAGAAUGGGCCAGCUUGUUGUCACUAGGACAGCAGCAGCGUAUAAACUUUGCUCGAGUGCUGUUGCGCUCAGAUGUCAGAAUGGCACUGAUAGACGAGGGCACCUCAGCCUGCGAUCCGGCUAACGAGGCUGUGUUGUAUGAGUUGCUUCAGCAGCGACUCUGCAGCUAUGUCUCCAUUGGUCACAGACCGGCGCUGCAACGGUUCCAUAGCCAUGCGCUUUGGCUUCACAAACCGUCGCUGGAAAGCGCCGCGUCUGCAUGUUCUCCUAGUGCUGCCGAUCUUACGGAAAUCGAAUUUAUGCCAAUGGCAGAGUUCCAGGCUAAGAAUCCAGUCAUCAUCCAGAGCAUGAUGAACGGAGCGAUCGGACUGGUUGUCUACCAGUAUAUGGACAGCUUGUCAGCAGGCAAUUUGGAUUACACUUUGGAGAGUGUUGGUAAAUCAAACCUCACCUGCCUCACUGGCUGGCUCCGCCGGAACGAGCUCACCUCUUGGACUCAGUACGACACGUGGAGCCGAUGGUGGGAGUAUCAAACAGGUGUGGAUGACUAUGUGGUCAACAACACGUGCGUUCCGUUUCCGGUCGAUGCAUACGACCAAAGUUGCAGGGAUAUGCGCGUUCCUGUGCAUGAGUUCGAGAACCGUCUCGGGUAUCCGCUCGGUCUGGGUGAGAAGGUGAGCGUCAACAACGAGCUCUUGUAUGCGUUCGCCUAUACAUUUUUAGUACUGGGGAUCCUAAACUUGAUCGGCUUUGCCAUCCACGAUCUCGCGCUCCUUUCUAGAUCUCAGCAGAACUAUGUCCUCGACUGGCCAGCUUUCAACGAGGGCUUUCCCAUCUUUCGACGGUUCACGAAGCUUUCAGGUAUUACGAUACUUCGGGCUUUGUUCUCUAUCGAGGGCACUGGCAGCAAACUGGCACUUCUGAUAGGGAUCAUCCUGACCCCAAUCAUUACCGCCUGGGCACUGCUGUUCCUAGUGUUCAUCGUGACUCCCGCGCUGCUGCUCUUGUACGUCCGCUAUCCCGUCCGCCUGAGCCGCUUUGCAGUAUUUCUGACGCUGAUUGCGACCGCCGUGUUCGGACUAACGAUGGCGAUCAUCCCGCUCGUGUACUUAGUCAAUCUGGACGAGCGGCCACGAUAUGCAUUGGUCUUUCAGGUGCAAGACUACCAGCCUGGAACCUGCUACUGCGGCUGCUCCUACUUCAUCAAUGCAGCCAGCCUGGUUCGAAUCUUCGCGAUCGGCGCGGGGGUGGUCUUCACCUCGUGCCUCUCUGCAUUCCGCUGCCUCAAGGGCCUCCGACGAGCACAGUGGGCGAACCUGAUGUCGGUUCUGUUUCCCAUUCCUGUCACCGUCUACUCCGUCUUCUGGAAGACCCCCAAUGACGAGCCAAUUCGGCACAGAAAGGAGGGUGAGCCGGUGCAAUCGGAACUAGCCUUCGAUCCCUUCGCCCUGAUGGAUGAGCAACCGGAAAGCAGAUACAUGACGGUGACACUGAAGCCGGAGUUUGCUUAUGACGUAGAUGAACGAGGGCGAUGGAAGCCCAUGGGCGACCGUAUGAUAGAUGGGCCGAAGCUGCCAGAGUUGAAGAAGGGCGAGCUUUUCAAGCAACCUACAGAAGUGAUUGGAUGCUGCGGCUUCCCUUGCCUCACGGGUGGCUACCAGGUCAUUUACGUCAGUGACGACGAGGAGGACCCCCAGGAGCCUGCUUUGCAGCCACUUGGUUCCCUGGCUUCCUUGGAGGGAGGGCUGAGUCCCCAAGUGCUGGGGGUGGAUUCCAUGGACACCAGUGCGGAAGACGCCUUGAAGAACGUUAGGUCGAAACACACUGCCGCGUCCAAGAACACGUCCGGCCCCAUGACUCGCAGGGCCCGUGGUGAGUCCAAUGCGUCAAUAGAAGAGAAGACCAAGACACGCUUGCCCAAGCACGUUGCCACGCUGAGAUUGGCUCGCGGAAGCGAGGAGCCGGCCAGCAGAACUGGAUCACCACUUCCGAGCCCUGCUGCUUCGAAGGCCGCACAACCAGCCCCCGGGCCUGAGAAAAGUGGCAGCGAGAUGAAGCUGCAGUCCCACGUGAAGGGCCGCAAGGCAAGAAUGGCGGAGGCAUUCGCCGGUAUGCAUCCGCUUGCGGCAGCCGAUUCCUUGAUGGUCAACUCAAUCCCAUCAGAUCAACUCAUGACGACUGGGCAACGACAAAGACGGAUCCUUUCCGAGGCCAAUCACAGGCAGCGGACGGGGAGCGUGGCUUCGAGUGAAUCAGAAAACGAUUCCAAUGCGGGCUGCCGGAGCAUGGCGGAACGCGUUCGAGUCUCUCUUCCCGCAGGAGCUCGCCAGGUCCAUGCGCUGCCGCUGAGCGACCAUGAGACUGCUGUGCUGCGCUGGACAGCCGUUGUCCUGGACGAGCGCACCGUGGAGCUUGAAGUUUGCGCGCAGCUUCAUUCAGAGGAGGGCGCCCAGCGGAUUCAACUGGCUCGAGCGGCCUGCGGUGGAACUUUCGUUGGCCGAUUCGUGCCGUGCGAAGAUCGCCGCCUAAAGGCCGUGAAAGCCAAGUCCAAGAUCCUGGACUCUGUGGUCUUCUUCUUCAGCAACGCUUCGAGCUGGUUUGCGCACAAAGAGGUGGAGCUCAUCACGCUGUGGGAAGACCUGCCGUUCCAACAAGGCCGCAGCAUGUCACCGGCAGCGAAGGCAGUGGAGGAGUCUCCAGCGUGUCCCUUGGAUCCGUAUCCGGAUGAGGACGGCAACCAAGAGGACGAUUGGGGCUAUGGCUGGGUUGAUGAAUCUGGCCGCUCGGAUGAAACAUGCAGCUUGGGGAAAGGCGAAAGAGGUGGGGAGUGGCUUAUGCCCGGUGAUGCGCUCUUUUAUGCUCUGUCGAUUGGCUGUUCCCAGACUAGCAUGCUGCAAGCAUCAGCUUCAAAUGUCACCAAGCCGCUGCUGCACAGCAGCGGCAGCACACUGCCAGCUCUUGAGGGUGCAGAGGGUGAUCGGCGAUCAGGCUCGGCAGAGGAACUCGGUACCGCCGAAUUUCCGCAAAGAUCAAGGCACAGCCGAGAUCGCUUCGGUUCCGAGGAGUGGGAUAAGGCACCGGUGAAGCCGAGAUCGAAAGACAUGAUGGUCACCGCCAUGCGGAGUCAGGAAUGGAUGCCUGGAGCCCAGUUCCUGCGACGUUUAGGUGACAGGAGACGUGACAAUGGCGACCACGGUGUACGGGUAUCUGAGCAUCUCGCCUCGUCCGAGGUCCCGAGUGGCAUGAGGCCAGGUCAACUGCCGGUCACAACAGGACACGGUGAACCGGAUGUUGUCAGCGUUUGGCAACUGGGCGAAGGCAUCGCCUGCUCCGAUUGUUUGCCCCCUGACCGCGGCGGAGUAGCUUCAGGAUUCCUCGCCGCAAGCUGCGACCCUGAAACGGGAAAAAAGAUCCCGAUGUCUCACUAG